Messenger RNA from Dama dama (fallow deer), 1122 nucleotides. RefSeq names its product transmembrane protein 18 (gene TMEM18). Bases 273 to 620 code for a protein of 115 amino acids. Lineage: Eukaryota; Metazoa; Chordata; Mammalia; Artiodactyla; Cervidae. The transcript is spliced from 5 exons. Gene Ontology annotation, cellular component: nuclear membrane. The record is from RefSeq and is a predicted model, not a curated record.
UCGCGAGAGGACGUUAAAGGACUUCCUUAUCCUAUCCAGGAGGGGCGGGAAGACGAAAAGGUGGUGGUGAGGCUGGGUCUUUCUGGGGGCGAUGCCAUCCGCAUUCUCAGUCAGCAGGUUUCCCGUCAGCAUCCCCGCCGUGAUCACGCCUGGUGGGCGCUCUGGGCAUGCUCAGAGAAGACUGCAUGUGAAGCCUGGCCCCAGUGCGAGUGGACCCUGACGAAUUUCUGCUGUGUGUCCACCAGCAGACGGACUGGACGGAGCCCUGGCUCAUGGGGCUGGCUGUCUUCCACGUGCUCUGCCUGCUGCUCACCUGCUUCUCAUCCCAGAGGUACAGGCUGCAGGUGGGGCACUUCCUGUGCCUGGUCACCUUGGUCUACUGUGCUGAGUACAUCAAUGAAGUGGCGGCGAUGAACUGGAGAUUGUUCUCCAAACACCAGUAUUUCGACUCGAGGGGCAUGUUCAUCUCCCUCGUGUUCUCCGCGCCGCUGCUGCUCAACGCCCUGGUCAUCGUGGUCCUGUGGGUGCGCAAGACCCUGGCGGUGAUGACCGACCUGCGGAGCUUACGGGAGCAGAGGAGGGCGCGGGCGCGGGCGCGGGUGAGGCCCAAGGAGGAGUGAUCACUCCGCUCCGGCUCCGAUCAGCCUGCUGUCUGCACAGGCGUCUUCUCAGCCCCUGGAACACACACACACUGUUGGAACGGAUGCAGCCUCCUGCUCCCUGGGCGCACGCCGGGCCCGAGGGGGCCCCCAUCUCUCCAGUUAAACUGGGCAGACAGCAGCGCAGGGCUCUCCCGAGGCUGCGUGUCCACAGCCCCACCCCGCUCCAUGCCUGGUGUGAGCUAUCAGAUGCCCCGUCCGCCUGGAGACAGCGCCUGAGUGAGGGGCGGUGCCGCCCACGCCUGGGCAGACCCACCACCCCAGCCACCCUGGUCUGUCUGCUCCGUGGCGACCUCUCCGGGUGGUGUGGCCACUGGACAGAACACGAGGGGCCACCUUCUUUCUGUCCAGUUAGAGACGUCGGGGUCCAUGGAGGCGGCGGUUGGAUGAGCCCCUGGUGUUGUUUUCAGGAAGGAAAGUCACAAGUAAAAAGUUUCUAUGGCAAAUACAAAAACUGACUGUA